Molecule: messenger RNA, 1572 nt
Organism: Mycosarcoma maydis (corn smut)
Lineage: Eukaryota; Fungi; Basidiomycota; Ustilaginomycetes; Ustilaginales
Product: putative snoRNP complex protein NOP56
Exons: 1
Coding region: 1-1572 (523 amino acids)
Cellular component (GO): box C/D methylation guide snoRNP complex; small-subunit processome
Molecular function (GO): snoRNA binding
Source: RefSeq, a predicted model, not a curated record
AUGUCGUCCGCACCAACCCACAUCCUCUUCGAGUGCGCCACGGGAUGUGCCGUCUUCGAGGUUGCCGCCGUCGAGGAGAUCGGCUCGCUCACGCGUGCGGUUCAGGAGAGCGUCAAUGAAGUCAACACUUUCGGCAAAAUGGUCAAGCUUCUCUCCUUUUCGCCCUUCAAGAACGCCCUCGACGCACUCCAAGCCUCACUCGACAUUUCGGAAGGUGUUGUCAACGAUUAUCUCAAGUCGCUCCUCACACUCAACCUCUCGUCUGGUAAGAAGAAGAGCGUCAUUCUCGGUGUUCAGGACAGGAACCUGGCUUCUUCCAUCGUUGGUGAGCUCGGCAUCCCAUGCGACACUGGCGAGACCUCGCUCGAACUCAUCCGUGGUGUUCGUCAGCAUGCUGAGAAGCUGCUCAAGGGUAUGGCGGAUGGCGAUCUUGCCAAGGCGCAGCUCGGUCUCGGUCACAGUUACUCGCGUUCCAAAGUCAAGUUCAACGUCAACCGAAGUGACAACAUGAUCAUUCAGGCGAUUGCUUUGCUCGACACUCUUGACAAGGACGUUAACACUUUUUCCAUGCGUGUUCGCGAAUGGUACGGCUGGCACUUUCCCGAACUUGUCAAGUUGACCACCGACAACCUCACGUACGCCAAACUUGCCAAGCUGAUCCGCAACAAGGAGCGUCUCUCGGAAGAAGACGUCGAGGACAUGACCGACAUUCUUUCCGGCGAUGAAACCACCGCCAAGAACAUCCUCGACGCCGCUCGUGCUAGCAUGGGUCAAGAAAUCGGUGAGCUCGACAUGCACAACAUUCUCAACUUUGCCGACCGCGUCAUCAACCUUGGCGAGUACCGCAAAAACAUGCACAAGUAUCUCAUCGAAAAGAUGCACCUCGUUGCGCCCAACCUCUCAGCGCUUCUGGGUGAGAUCAUCGGUGCUCGUCUCAUCAGUCACGCUGGUUCGUUGACCAACCUGGCCAAGUACCCCGCCUCGACGGUACAGAUCUUGGGUGCUGAAAAGGCGCUUUUCCGUGCGCUCAAGACCAAAGGCAACACGCCCAAGUACGGUCUGAUCUAUCACGCUUCUGCCAUUGCACGUGCUGCGCCCAAGAACAAGGGUCGCAUGUCGCGUUUCCUCGCCAACAAGAUCUCGAUCGCUUCGCGCAUCGACUGCUUCUCCGACACGCCCACCACCAAGUUCGGUGAAGUGCUGGCGGUGCAGGUGGAAGAGCGUCUGGCAUUCUACGAAACGGGUAAGGCACCGAGCAAGAACUCGGACGCUAUGAGCAAGGCGAUCAAGGCGAUUGAGGAGGCUGCGGGCGAUCUGAUGGACGAAGAUGCGGAUGACGACGACGAGAAUGACGACGAGGAGCAGAUGCCUGCUGCUGUAGGUGUCACAGAUCCAGCAGAUAAGAAGAGCAAGAAGGACAAAAAGGACAAGAAAUCCAAAUCCAAGUCUUCCGACAAAGACAAAAAGAAGGAGGUCGAGAAGGCGGCCAAAAAGGCGGCAAAGGAGUCCAAGAAGGACAAGAAGGACAAGAAGGACAAGAAGGAAAAGAAAGAAAAGAAGCCCAAGAAGUGA